This is a messenger RNA of Aphanomyces astaci, 893 nucleotides long. RefSeq lists its product as hypothetical. Lineage: Eukaryota; Oomycota; Saprolegniomycetes; Saprolegniales; Verrucalvaceae. The record is from RefSeq and is a predicted model, not a curated record. The annotation marks the transcript as partial. The transcript has a single exon.
CUAUCGACCGAUCCCAAUGAGGUCGUCGUUAUUUCCUGGCCGCAGGUGGUUCGAGCAUGUCAGUAUCCGAGUGUCUAACGCUCCUUCCAAGGGAACCAUCUCGUGUGGCCGUCACAAGUCGGCGUUCUACACCGUUACCAUCACACACAAAGCCACGGGGGCCACCGCCACUGUGCUCAAGUCCGAUUUCGACUUUGAAACGUUGCGCGACGACACCAAGCGCGUACUGGAGCGCGGCCACGUAUGCCAAGCGGCGUGUCCAUGGUACUACGUUGACGUAUCCGAACACGUUCCAAAGCGGCGGCUGCUGGCGGUGCUUGAAACCUCGAAACGUGCGAUCGCAGCCCACAUUCGGCUGUACCAAGAUCUGUUUGACCACACUGCGGCGUUUUUGCAGUGUCCAGAGUCCUCCAGGUGUCCCAGGGCGGACGCACUCGUUCCCAUUCUCUUCUUUGACUUCCUCACUCAAAACCUGGACGGCACGUUGGACCCCGAACUCCUUGUCGUUCCCCCAGUCGCCGACGGCUCCCCGUCCAAAAUCAUGUCUCGGCAUCGUUCGUAUCGAUCCGAGUCGCGCCAUUUGCCGUCGACCUACUGCGGCGUAUGCAGCGCAGUGCUUCACGCGUCGCCUCCAGCCGCAUGGGUGGACAUGCCAUCGCUGUCGAAACUGCCCUGCGGACAUGUGUUUCACGACGAAUGCAUUGUGGAGGCGCUUAAUGCAAGCCUCGAGUGCCCAUCCUGCACUGCCAACAAUGACGCCAUGGUCGCCGAGGCCAUGUCACCCCCGGCUCUGGUAGUGUAGAGUCCCCCACGAAUUCCUGACUGAAAUCGAACUUUAUAUCCUUUCACCAUAACCCUCGAUGAUGGGGGUUGUAUCGCUUAUUUGAUUGACA